This is a messenger RNA of Colletotrichum costaricense, 1359 nucleotides long. RefSeq lists its product as uncharacterized. Gene Ontology annotation, biological process: transmembrane transport. Gene Ontology annotation, molecular function: transmembrane transporter activity. Lineage: Eukaryota; Fungi; Ascomycota; Sordariomycetes; Glomerellales; Glomerellaceae. The transcript has 6 exons. Gene Ontology annotation, cellular component: membrane. The coding region runs from base 1 to 1359 and encodes 452 amino acids. The record is from RefSeq and is a predicted model, not a curated record.
AUGGCAGGUAACACUCUAUCAGAUCAGUCUCAGUCUGAGAAGCAGGGCGGCUCCAUCGUCCCCUCUUCGGACCCGGACCCUGAAUCCAUCUCCGGAACCCAGCACGGAGACGGAGAAUCAUCCCCUGCAGAACCAGAACAUGAAGUCUACCCGGAGGGCGGUACCCAGGCAUGGCUUGCCGUUGCGGGCUCCUUCCUCGUUUACUUCGCAUCUUUCGGUGUCGUGAACAGCUUCGGCUUCUUCCAGACCUUUUAUCAACAAGAGUACCUGACGAAUUACUCGCCCACCGCCAUUUCCUUCAUCGGAACCCUGCAGAUCACCCUGAUGUAUCUGUCAGGUGCUGUUGCCGGAGCACUAUUUGAUCUCUACGGUCCCAAAUGGCUCUACCUGUUCGCUGCCAUUGGUGGUGCCGGCUCCAUGCUUGCGACAUCCUUCACGCAGCCGAAUGCAAUCUGGCAGCAAUUUCUGGCCCAAUCACUUCUCUUCGGCCUCACAGUCGCCUAUGGAGUGCAACCCGCUCUCACGGUUGCAGGGCAGUAUUUCCACCGCAAGCGUGCUCUGGCCAUGGGAAUCGUCGCCUCCGGUAGCAGUUUCGGAGGAGUUUGCCUGCCAAUCAUGUUCUCCAAACUGAUUCCCACCAUUGGUUUUCCGUGGGCACUGCGUGUCGGGGCCCUGAUCAUGGUCAUCUGCUACGCUAUAGCCAUAGCCGUCUCCUCGUCUAAACGGCCCAAGAGGAAGAUGAGAUCUCUUAGGGAUCUGCUUGACUACAAAGGCUUUCUCGACAUCCGAUACUCUUGUCUCUCAGCCGGAGCAGUCAUCUCAAGUCUCGGCAUUUACGUUCCGUUCUACUACAUUGAGCCGUUUUGCGUCGCCCUUGAUCCGAAUUCGACCAUUCGGCCUUACCUUCUCCCGCUGAUCAACGCGGCCAGUCUUUUUGGUCGUAUUAUUGGGGGUCAUGCGGCGGACCGCAUCGGACGGCUGAACUUUCUCUACCCCAUGAUCCUUCUAUGUGGGCUUUUGUGCGUGGCGAUGUGGCUCCCUGCUACAAACCCUGGCGUUCUGGCUGGCUUUGCCUGCCUCUACGGCUUCGCAUCUGGGGUUUUCAUCUCAGUCAUGCCUGCCGCCACCGGCCAAAUCAUCCCUGCUGAUAAGUUGGGCGCAAGGCUCGGCGCUUUUGGCACCGUUACGUCCAUGGCGUUUUUGACCGGCAGUCCAAUCGCUGGCGCGUUGAUUACAAGUGAGACCCGAGCCGGGUACCAUUCUCUGAUCAUCUUUGCAGGGUGUUGUCUGCUCGGAGGAGGAGCCAUCAUCUUCGUUGCUCGGCUCCUGCACGACAGAAACCUCAAAAGCAAAUGGUAA